Messenger RNA from Anopheles coluzzii, 5391 nucleotides. RefSeq lists its product as uncharacterized. The record is from RefSeq and is a predicted model, not a curated record. The coding region runs from base 879 to 5087 and encodes 1402 amino acids. Gene Ontology annotation, cellular component: plasma membrane; cytoplasmic vesicle; bicellular tight junction. Gene Ontology annotation, biological process: regulation of cell migration; actin cytoskeleton organization. NCBI's taxonomy places the organism in Eukaryota, Metazoa, Arthropoda, Insecta, Diptera, Culicidae. The transcript is spliced from 11 exons.
GUUCUUCUUCUUCAUUGUUUCCUUUCCGCGAACAACGAAACAGUGGGCUUCAAAUGGAGCGAAAAUGGUCAAAUUUACGCAAAAACGCAUCUUUCGUUAAAAAUAGCUACGGCGUUUUGUGUUUGUUUAUUUAGUUUCGUGCACGUUUUUGCCACUUAUUUUGAUGCUAAUCAAUAUAAAAUAUAGUCCCAAACGCUUUCCACGUACCAUACCGAUCCGUUUUGCACGUUUCCUUCUAUUUUCAUUCAUUUUAACGAACCGAUGCGUUUUCAAAACAGCGGAAAAAAAAACGAUUGGACCUCGCGCAACUUGCGUGCACCGUGGCGCCACCGGCGGAGAAUGCAGCAACUAGCAAUUCUUUUCAGAUCGGCGGCGCAGAGUUCGUCGUUUGUCGAUGCCGGAGUGAAAAUCGAAUCGUUUUAGUGCUACGCAACGAACGUAAGUGUCGCAAACCAGUGCCAAGCGAUGGUCAACAGCGUCGAAAUAGGGAAUCCACUGUUCGCGAUGGAACCGUAUGUGUGAACCUAAAGCAGCAUAAUUUAUUCACGACCUAAGCAGAGUUUUGCGAUCGAGAAUCGAGAAGUUUUUUUUUUCAAUAACGUGUGUCCCAGACCCUGACCCAGUGAAGAGAGAAUCUCGAUUGAUUUGGGAAAUGAAACGAAACUAUCAUUGUGAGUGCUAAUCGCUAAAGGCUCUGCCAAACGAAUCAGAACGCGGGAAAGAGAACACAACAUCAAUCGCGCAGUUAAGAAACGUUGCCAUCCCGUGCAAUUUGAAUGAUCAGCGUGUGUGAAUAUCGCAGCAAUACAAAGCGGAGUGUAAUAGUGGUAGUGUAAAAACCAGGAGCCAGGUGCGAAAACCCUUUCCUCCAACCAAUCAUGUCACAUGGAGGAGCAACACGCUACUCGCAGUACGCUUCGAACGGGGCAGGACCUCAGCAGUCGAACGGAACCGGCAGCGGGAAAGCGUCCUCCAACAACGCGGCGCAACAGCAGCAGCAGCAGCAGCCCCAAGUGCCGUCGCUUCCAUUCAUGCGCCCUCCGAUGCUGGUGACGUCGUCCGGUGCCUCAAUGCUGCCGCCACCCCCGUGCCCUCAAACGCCACCGACCGGUGGUGGUUCCGGCGGCGGCGGCGGUGGUGGUGGUUUGCCCAAGUAUCCCGGCUCACCGAACGGUAGCCUUUCCGGGUCGGAUACGGACGUUUCGACCUCGAACGAGAACCUGUCGCGGGAGGAACGGUACGUGCUCAGCCAUGCGCGUGUGGAACCGCAGGGUGAGGAGAAUCUGCAGGGAAAUGUGACACCGGUGAAUGAGAUCCAAGGACGAUUCAUUGGCGAUAAGUUUUCCUCCAACACUUCCUCGGAUUCGACACGGUACGCCACACCGACCGGGGGCAGCAGCAGCCGAAGCAUGUCCGAAACGCGCGGCGGUGGUGGCGGAAUGUACGCGAACAUCGGUUCCGCCCCGGACGGUCCCUCGAACCGCAGCUCGAUGGCGGGCUCGAACCGCAACUCGCUCAAGGAGCCAAACUCCAACCGCUCCUCGAUGGAUGUGUCCCAGUCGUCGUACAACACGCUGAUCAUCCACGACGACAUCUACAGCUCAGUCGCAUCGUCCGGGCGGGAGUAUGCGGGCAGUCCGCCGCCGUACAUGAAGAAGGAGCGGCCCCGCUCGUACGGUGAGGCCGCCCCGGCCGCUCCGCCCAUGCAGGACAUUUCGGAAAUCAACGAAGAGUACAUCAACAAGAGCCACGUGCUGAAGCAUCUGGCGAAGGAGGUGAAGCUGUCGCGGGCAACGACCGCCCGCAACAGCCGGCAGCAGUCGAGCAGCGGUGGAUCGGCCGUGUCGAACGGUGGUGGGAGCGACGUUGGCGAGCAGAAAAUGUCGUCCCACGGGACGGGGGGCAGCAAGGCAGCACGGCGGGGCAGCGAAGCGGCCACCGGCGGAGGGAGCGGAAACAGUGCGGCGAAGCUGAAAAGCAAAAGCCAACCCGACCUGACCCGCAUGUACGACAUCGAUCCGGAGGAGGUGGAAGCGCUGGUCAAGGAGAAUCAGGUGCUGAAGCAGCAGCUGAAUAAUUGCUAUCUGAAGGUUGCCAAAAGUCAAAAGUUGGAACAGGAAAUAGCAAACAUCUACCGAGUGCACGAGGAGCUGGUGCAGUCGUGCGAUCGGCGAGAGCGUUUGGAGCGAGCGGCCCGCACACGGCUGCAGCAGGACUGCCGCCGACUGCAGGAGCUGAAUCGAGCGUUCCGGGACCAGGUGGAGGUGUACCAGAGCCAGCUGCACGCGUCGUCCGAUCAUCAGCUCGGCCGAACGCAGCAGGACGUGCUUAUCUCACAGCUAGUGAAUCAAAACAAAUCGCUAAUCGAUGCCAAUCGACGGCAGUGCAUCGAGCUGCAGGCCCAGAACGCGACGCUGGAAGAGCAGCGUAUCCACAUUAACGUGCUCGAUACCGCCCUGAAGCGUCUCGAGGAGGAGUGCCGACAGAAGCAGGUGUAUGUGGAGCGCUGUGCGCAACUGCAGCACGCACUACAAUCGCUGCAGAAUGCGAGCGAACGACGCGAACAAGCCGAACGGAAGCUGCGCAUCGACUACGAUAACGAUAUGGCGAACCGGAGCGGCAGCAGCACCAACAGCGAAACGGACAACCUCAAGUGGCAGCUGCGCGAGAAGGAUGCGCAAAUACUACGGUUGGAAGCAGAAUGUGCCCAGCUGGAGCAGCGCAAUUUGGAAGAAUCGAACGUGCGCAACGUGGCCAAGCUGGCGAUGGAGCGCAACUCGCAGGAAACGGAGCGCAUUCUGGCCGAGGCGAAGCAGGAAAAGAUACGCUACCUCGACGAGGCACACGCGGCCAACCGGAAGGUCACGGAACUGCAGACCCGGCUGAAGCUGGUCGAGAACCGGCUCGCUGAAAAGGACGCAAUGAUUCGUGCGUACCAGGGACAGAAAAUUUACGGCGGCUCGACAAACUCCUACGGAUCGUACAACCUAUCGUCGGAUAGCUUCGCACUGAAUCCACUGGGAGCGUACAACUCGCAGGCGUCGUACGUGGACGUGUCGAGCGGCGCAUACGAUGUGGCGACCGGGGCCGGCGCCUCCCUGCUCGACCCAUCGUCCGUCGUCGUGGGGCCGUACGGUCCGGCGGCGACGGCGGCCGUCGUGUCCAGCUACGCGUCCACCUACGGCCCGACCACCGUCAGCAAUGCUUCCUCCUUCGCCCAGAGCUCCCUCAAUCUGCCCACCGGGGCCGGUGUGGGCGGCGGGAGCGGGGCAGGAGGCGGACCGGGCGGUCCGGUCGGUGCGUACUCGUCCCCGGGCAGCAGCAGCACCACCUCGAACUACAGCAGCACGGCCAACUUCGGCGCCGGCAGCGAGCACACGAUCUACGACAGCAAAAGCUACGACGCGCAGCGCAAAUCGAUCGACGAUCAACUGAAGCAGCUCGACGAGCAGCUGCUCAGCAAGCGAGGACUCUGCUGCUUCCCCAGCCUAACGACCAAGAAACCGAUCCAAUCGCUGCUCGCCGACGAAGUGUCCGUACUGUCGACGAACAACAGUGAAACGUUUCUACAGAAUUUGGCCCACAUUGGAUCGGACCGGCGAUCGGAACAACCGCCCGAUCGCGAUCAGCUGAGCAACGGUGGCGCCGGCGGCCAGAAGGCAGACGAUAUGGUGCUGCUAGAGAAGCAGGGUCGUUGCUCGCAGAAGCUCCGGGGUGGCAGCAGCUCGUCCAGCGGCACACUGGGCAACUUGGCGCACGUGUCCCAAACGGUGGGACAAAACAUGACCGACAUCAGCAACAUUGGCGGGACGGGCGGUAACGGUGACGCAUCGAGCGGUGGUUCGGGAGUGUCUAGCACUGGCAAUAAGGUUUCGAAGAUGUUGUCCGGCGUUUCACAGCAGCGCGGUUCCUCUCUCCCGCCGAGCGCCCUGCCCAGGCCACCGAGGAGCUUGAAACCGCCGCGCAAAAUCGAGUACGGUCGGCUAAGCGACGGCGGUAGCGAUAGUGGGAAGAAAACGCGUGCCGCAACACCGCCCUCACCAGCGUCCUCGUCGGGGGCUAGCCAGAGCGGCGGUAGCUUGAAACGCUCGGGGCGGGAAUUUUCACCCGCCAAGGGUGGCGGCUACGUGGAGAUGAAGGACACGCUGCAGCUCACCAAGGACUAUCAGGGUGGCACGCUGAAGCACAAAACGUACGGCUCGAUGACGACGGUCGGUGGCGGAGGGAUGCAGGCGGGUGGAGUGGCCCCAUCCAAGUUUGGCUUCGGUUCGUCCAAAUCGGGCACGGGGACGUCCGGCCCGGCGGGUAGUGAUUAUCCUUCCACGAAAAACUACCAACGGCUGGAGGACCCAUCGGCCGGUACGUCCGUUGGCCAUCAUCACAACAACAGCUCGUCCCAGUCGUCGUCCCAGUCGCGGAAAAGCUCCGGCGACAGCUCGGGCACACUGAAGCGCUCCCUGUUGCCCAACACCGGCCGUAAGCCGAACGUCGGUGGCAGUCAUGGCAUGCCCAAAGGUGGUGGCUCGCGAGAUUCGCUGAAUUCCGCCUCGUCCGGGUCGAACCACUCGAACUUGGGCCAAACGCGGUCCAGCCCGCAACCUCAGCCACAUCCCGCCGGUUCGGGAUACAAUCAGCAGUCGCAUCAGAUGACUUCCCGCACGCCACCACGCUUUCUACAGCAGCAGCAGCAGCAGCAGCAACACCACCACCAUCAACCAUCGACCUCGGUCGAGUCGAACAAAUCGAGCUACCACAGCAUACCGGCCCAAAGCAGUGCUCAACACUUUCACCAAGGGUUCUUCGCCAAGUUCCCUGGGUCGGUUCACGCCGGCUCGCCGGUAAGAACGCUGCAACAGCAUCCCAAAACGUCGUCCUCACUACCCAGCUCCAGUAUUCUGCAUGCGGCCGCCAACUCGUCGGCAACGUCCGCGAUCGGCCAGUCGUCGACGGCUUCCCUGCCGCCGAAACCAUCCAUGCUGGACAAGAUGGUGGCCGCAGGGUCGUCCGCCGGUAGCCAGCAGCAGCAGCAGCAGCGACGGGGCAGCAGUUUGGCCCGAACAGAGAACAAGUAUCGUAUUCAGUUUUGAGCCUGUUGCUGGAGUUGCUGGAGUUGAUGUGCAAACGAAGGAUGAGUCACAGACGUAACACAUCACACGUGCCAAUACUAGUUUGUAAGUAGUCUAGCGAAGGAAGUGGGAUGCCUUAGUGCGCUGCGAGUGUUUGAUUCCCUGCCCUCCCUGCCCUCCAUCCCUGGUGAACCUUUCAGUGUAUUAAACUCCCCAUUUGUGGCUCCAAAUUUUGGUAUUUUUUUAUAGCAUACGAAGCAAGGAAAGAGUGAACUUAUAGAAACGUACAGUAAAUAAAAGGGUUUCCAAGAUUCUCCGUCCUAAA